GGACCGCAGUCGCUGAAAUGGAGGCAGAGGUGUGGGAGGCAAGCAACUUCUCAGAAGGCUACAACCUAGCUCUGGAUUCAGACCUGUAUGAUGCAGAUGGCUAUGAUGUCCCAGACCCCGGGCUGCUCACGGAAAAUAAUGAGUGGACUUUCACGGAGCCGCCGCAGGUCCUGCCGUUUCUGACCAGCAGCCGGCGGUGGCCAAGCCUGACCCCACGCCCCCGUGCCCGCCAGCUGUGGCUGCUCUUGCGCAGCAGCCUCCACGAAGUUGUGGAAAAGGAGAAGAGAGCCGAGCUGUGCGUGGCGCGUCUGACGCACGGGCUGGAGCCACUGCGCCGCCUGGACGUGGCGGCCGGGCUGCGCUCGGUGGCGCAGGACCCUGCAGGCGGACGCUUCGUAGUGCUGGACGGCGCGGGCCGCCUGCACCUGCACAAGGAAGACGGCUGGGCACAGGAGAUGCUGCCGGCGCCCGUCGGGCUCACGGGGCUGGUGACCGUGCUGGGCCCGUUGGGCUCGGUGGGCCGUUUUGUAGGUUGGGGCCCCGCAGGGCUGGCCAUUCUGAGACCCAACUUCAGCCUGCUGUGGCUGAGCGAGCAGGGGGUGGGCAGGGCGCCGGGUCGGGCACCCUCCUGCUGUCUGCCAGUGCCUGACCUCAGGCUGCUGCUUGUGGCGGAGACCGACGGCAGCCUGGCGCUCUGGCAGUUCUGCUCAGGUGGUCGCCGCUUGGUGCUGCGAGGGGCACCACUGCAUCCGCCCCUGAGCCCAACGGCCAGGCUCAUGCGUCUGGCUGUGGGGCCGACUCCUCCCCACAACGUUCUGCGCUGCUUCGCGGCCUACGGCUCGGCUGUGCUCACUUUCGAUCUCCAUGCCUGGGCUCUUGUAGAUGUGCGCCGGGAUUUGCACAAAACCACCAUCUCGGACCUGGCUUACUGCGAGGAGGUAUUGGCAAUGGUGACAGCUUCCCGGGACAGCACCGUGAAGGUGUGGGAGGCUGACUGGCAGAUCCGGAUGGUGUUCGUGGGCCACACAGGCCCGGUGACGGCUGUGGCCGUGCUCCCGAACACGACCCUGGUGUUGUCGGCCUCGCAGGACGGAACGCUGCGCACCUGGGACCUGCAGGCGGCGGCGCAGGUGGGCGAGGUAGCGCUGGGCUACUGGGGCCAGGACAAGCUGUCUGGGCGCGUGAGCCGUCUGCUGGCCCCAGUGCGCCCUGGCUGGCCAGUGCUGUCUCUGUGCGCCAGCAGCGUGCAGCUGUGGCACAUGCGCGAGCUCUACUCGCCGUUAGCGCAACUGCCCGCCAAGGUGCUCCACUUGCAGGUGGCGCCCGCGCUGCCAGUGCCCGCGCAGCCAUCCCUGCCUACGCGCCUGGUGUGCGCGUGCACCGACGGCUCGGUCUACCUCCUGUCGGCUGCCACCGGGCGCAUAGUGAGCGCACUGCUGCUGGAGCCAGAGGACUGUGCGGCCGCUGUGGCCUAUUGCCUGCCGUGCGAGGCGCUGUGGCUGCUGACCAAGGCCGGGCACCUGGUCCGCGCCAAUGCGGCGCGCUGCCCCAUGUCUGUGCUCCACCGCUUGUGCCCGCCUCCGCCCCCUGCGCCGCAGCCUUGCUGUCUGCACCUGUACAGCCACCUCAGGGACCUCGGAGGCGCCUUCUCCUCCUGGGAGGUUGUGCGCCAGCACCUGGGGGAGUUGCGCCGCAGCGCUGUGGCCGCCGCCUGGAAGAAUAAGAACCGGUACCUGCCCGUGGUGGGGCACACGGACGGCACACUGUCGGUGCUGGAGUGGCUCUCAUCGAAGACUGUCUUCCAAACGGAGGCGCACAGCCCGGGCCCGGUCGCCGCCAUCGCAUCCACCUGGAACAGCAUCGUGUCUUCGGGUGGGGACCUGACAGUAAAGAUGUGGCGCGUAUUUCCCUACGCGGAGGAGAGCCUGAGCCUGCUGCGCACCUUCUCCUGCUGCUACCCAGCCGUGGCGCUCUGUGCGCUGGGCAGACGCGUCACCGUGGGCUUCGAGGACCCAGACAGCGCUACCUACGGCCUGGUACAGUUCGGCCUGGGAGACAGCCCGCGAUUAGACCACCGGCCCCAGGAUGACCCCACAGACCACAUCACCGGUGAGGGGGCAGCGCGGGUGAAGCGCAGCCACCGCACGGCUCCGAUUCCUGACGCUGAGCCCUGCCCCCAGGCCUGUGCUGCUGCCCGACGCUCAAGCUGUACGCCUGCUCCAGCCUGGACUGCACCGUUCGCAUCUGGACCGCUGAGAACCGCCUCCUGCGGUGGGCUGGGGCCUGGGGAGGGCUGGGCUCUCCUACCUCUGCCCCUCACCAGAGCCCAGUGGCUAGAUGGGGUGGAAAAAGGCCUUGUCCCUACUGAGCCUCAGUUGCCCACUCUGGGAAGCAGAGGCUGGACUUUGGCCCCUGGGUGCCCCUCCAGGCUCCUGCAGCUGAAUGGUGCCCCUCAGGCCCUGGCUUUCUGCAGCAACAGUGGAGACCUGGUGCUGGCACUGGGCUCCCGCCUCUGCCUGGUGUCCCAUAGGCUCUACCUGCCUACAUCCUACCUGGUUAAGAAGAUGUGCCGGAAGGCCCCAGACGUAGUGGACGACCCUCCCCUGCCACUAACGAGCCAGGAGUCACUGACCUCCACCCAGCUGCAGAGGCUCACCAACCUCCAUGGGGCAGCCAGUCUCAGUGAGGCCUUGUCUCUCAUCCAUCGUCGGAGGGCAACAUAUCAGCACCCGGUGCUGAAGGAGGACUUGGAUGCCCUAGUGGCCCGGGACCAAGACCUUCAGCAGUUGAGACGGGGGCUAGUGGUCCCAGCAGCCCGGCCCCCACCCUCCUGGCAGCAGCGCCAGGAAGCCUUUGACAAUUACCUACGUCUGAUCUACGGCUCUGGCCUGCUGGGCAUGCAGUCCACAAGGGAGUCCCAGCGGUGGAGCACCGGGACCCUCACAGUGGAGAGAGAGACCUGGGAUGUGUGUGCCCUACCUCAAGCUGCCCCCUGUCUUGGGCAGGCUGAGGUCAGCACUGCAGUCCAAACAGUGCCAACAGCCCUGUCCCCACAGGACCUGGGGGCCCUGUGCCAGCACUUCUCCCGGCCUCCCCAAGUCACAGUGCCUAUCCCACCCACCCACCAGAGGGUGCACAGCAAGGCAUCCCAGAUCCCACUGUUGCCAAAGAGACGUCCCCAGGAACCUCUCUCUCACCUCAGGGGCUUCUUUCCUGCCACCGUGCAGCCCCACAAGUACUGCCCGAGGCCCAUCUGCUUCCCUGGCUGCGUGCCCAACUCUGCGGUGCUGCAGCAGCUGUGGCUGCCCGAGGAGGUCAGCAGCCCCGGAGCCCUGACCCAGCUCGCCUCCCAGAGAAGGCUCAAGUCAGGGGCAAGCCAGGAUGACUUGUGGCUGUGGCGCCCCAGGCCGUCCCAAGCCCAGUGGCAGAGGAAGCUGCUCCAGUGGCUGGAGGAUAAGGAGGAAGAGGAGGAGGAGGAGGAGGAGGAGGAGGAGGAGGAGGAGGGGGAGGAGGAGCUGGACUGGGGCUUGGAUUCCCUGAGCCUGCACUCCAACCAACGGCUGAAUUCCUGGGAACUGGAGGAUCAGAGCGCUGUGGACUGGACCCAGGAGCCCCGGCGGCGCACCUGUGAGGCUGCCAGAACCCACCUUCAUCCCUGGCACCAUCAUGGGCAUUUGCUCUUCGAUGAGCGUUAUGGGCAUCUGCCCAAAUUUCUGCAUUUCUUCAUCUACCAGACCUGGUUCAAAAAGUUAUUCCCCAUCUUCAGCCUGCAGGUGUAUCCGGAGGCGGGCACCGUGGAGGGCCUGGCCUCGAUGUUGGUGGCCCUGCUGGAGAAGACCACGUGGGCGGACCGUGUGCACAUCCUGCAGGUGCUGCUGAGACUGCUGCCCGACAUGAGCAGCCAUCUCCACGACCGGCUGCAGGGCCUGCUCAUACACUUGCUCAACCUGGACCGGCCCCCCAGCCUCCAGGUGUGCCCCUCUAGCUGCCCCAGUCUCCCUCCCCGCCCACUCGCCCUCACCAACCACGUCCCCUGCCGGCCUCAGGACCAGACGCAGAAGAAGUUCGUGGUGCUGGCGCUGCAGCUGCUCCUGGCCUGCUCCCUGGAGUCCCGGGACGUGGUGCUGGAGCUCAUGUCCUACUUCCUCUGCUCCCCAGCGCACUGCCGGCCAGAGCUCAAGAAGCUGCUGCGUGGGCUGGGCCUUCAGGACCCGGAAGGCUUCCUGUUCAAGGAGAUGAUGACCUGGGCCCAGGACCCCAGCCUGGACUCCAAGGCCGCCCUGCGCACUCGCUGCUCCCAGAAACUGGAGGACAUGACCCAGAAGCUUCAGGAGACCCCAUCGCAGGCUUCAGUGGUCUCUGGGGCACCCAAGCAUGCUUCUGUGACACCCUUGGGCACCUCCUGGUCACCCUCAAGCAUCUCCAGGAGGCUCUCAGAGGUCUCAGAGGUGCCCUUGGUGGUGGCUUCACCUGUGGAGCUGCACUCGGUAACCCCAGAGCUCCAGGCCACUCGGACGCUGGCAUUGGUGCACAGCCGGGGGACCCGCCGCAUGCUCUCGGAGAUGCUGCAGAGCUUCUCCCUGAAGCCCAAGGCACGCGUGUGCCCUGCGGGGCCUGCUGAGCUGCCCGGAGAGCCGCUGCCACUGGAGGAGACGGACUGGUCACACUCGCAGCUGCUGGACUUGGGCGCCAUCGAUGCACUCAACUUCUUCUGCGAGCAACUGCGGGUGCAGCCGUGGAGCACCGUCUGGGAAGAGACAGCACACUCGUACCUGCCAGGGCUGGACUUGGUGGCGGCAGUGCCCGAUGCGGUGGUGCCGGUGCCGGUGCCGGACGCGGUGGUGCCGGUGCCGGUGCCCGACACGGUGGUGCCACCACCCCAGGAGCACUGGUACCGCCCGAUCCUCCGGCUGCAGGAGGCUAAGGAGCAGAGGUCUGCGAGGUCCACGAUAGGACUGAGGGGCCCGAUGCCAUCCCGGCUCUGUGCCCGCCGCACCCUGGACGGCCCCAUCCGGAUGAUAAAGCUGCCACUGCCCCGUGUGGAGCUGCAGCCCUUCCCCCCUGACUGGCCCACGCCUGCCCGCCCACUGCCCCCGAGGCUCCUGCAGCCUGCCCUGCAGCGAUACUUUCUGCCGGAAAACGCAGACCCUGACACCUACAGCUGACCGGGCUGGUGGCCUCAGCCCGCCUGGCUCUGGGGCCUGCCAUUGGUAUUUGGCCAUGACCUGCGUCUGGAAUAAAGCCCAGAGCCUUCCACGUGA
This is a messenger RNA of Cebus imitator (Panamanian white-faced capuchin), 5261 nucleotides long. It is a transcript of the gene WDR97, whose product is annotated as WD repeat domain 97. The coding region runs from base 18 to 5165 and encodes 1715 amino acids. The transcript is spliced from 20 exons. Gene Ontology annotation, molecular function: protein binding. NCBI's taxonomy places the organism in Eukaryota, Metazoa, Chordata, Mammalia, Primates, Cebidae. The record is from RefSeq and is a predicted model, not a curated record.